Tauraco erythrolophus (red-crested turaco) is the source of this 1161-nucleotide messenger RNA. The record is from RefSeq and is a predicted model, not a curated record. Lineage: Eukaryota; Metazoa; Chordata; Aves; Musophagiformes; Musophagidae.
AUGAUGCACUUCCUCUGGGAGAAUAUCUCCUUCCAGAUGCUCCUCAUCUUCCUCAUCGUCUUUCUCCUCCUUGCCGACUACAUGAAACGCAGAAAAUCGAAGCACUUCCCUCCCAGUCCCUUCUAUCUCCCUUUCUUGGGGCACACCUACCUGAGGAACUUCAGAAAUCCCCAAAUCAUGGUGCAGAAGCUUACUGAAAAAUAUGGGGACAUCUUCAGCGUGCAGAUGGGCAGCACAACAUUCGUGUUCGUAAACGGGCUGCGAAUGGUUAAGGAAGUUCUUGUAAACCAAGGGGAAAACUUCAUGGAUCGCCCUGAAUUUCCUGUUGACAAGGAGAUCUUCAACAACAGAGGACUGGUCACCUCCAAUGGGCACCUGUGGAAGCAGCAGAGGAGGUUUGCCUUGACCACCCUCCGAAACUUUGGCUUGGGGGAGAGGGGCCUGGAGGAGCGCAUCCAGGAGGAGUGCCGAUGCCUCGUGGAUGUGUUUGGGGAUGAGCAGGGGAAGCCUUUCGACCCUCACUUUAAAAUCAAUAACGCAGUUUCAAAUGUCAUCUGUUCUGUUACCUUUGGCAACCGGUUUGACUACCACGAUGACGACUUCCAAAAAUUACUGCAGCUGAUGGACGAGACAGUGACCCUCCGCGGGACCGUCAUGAGCCAGCUGUACAACAGUUUCCCGUCUAUAAUAAAGUUCCUCCCCGGAUCACACCAAACCAUGAUUAAAAACGGGAGGUUGUUGAAAAGUUUUGUGAAAGAGAAGAUCGACAAACAAAAGGAGGACUGGAACCCCUCGGAGAGCCGAGACUUCAUCGACAGCUACCUGCAGGAGAUAGCCAAGGACAACGGCAACAGCAGCUUCCAGGAGGAAAACCUCGUGGCGUGCGCUCUCGACCUGCUGUUUGCCGGGACAGAGACCACUUCCACAACCAUCCGCUGGGCUCUGCUGUAUAUGGCCAUAUACCCAGAGAUUCAAGCCCGCGUGCAAGCUGAGAUAGACGCCGUCAUCGGGCAGGCACGGCUGCCCGCCCUGGAGGACAGGAGUAACAUGCCCUACACCAACGCUGUCAUCCAUGAAGUGCAGAGGAAAAGCAACAUCAUCCCUUAUGUACCGAGACUGACGGUGAAGGACACGGUCUUGGAUGGCUUCCACAUACCAAAG